This is a messenger RNA of Candida dubliniensis CD36, 1152 nucleotides long. RefSeq names its product adenosylmethionine decarboxylase (gene SPE2). The transcript has a single exon. NCBI's taxonomy places the organism in Eukaryota, Fungi, Ascomycota, Pichiomycetes, Serinales, Debaryomycetaceae. The record is from RefSeq and is a predicted model, not a curated record. Gene Ontology annotation, molecular function: adenosylmethionine decarboxylase activity. Bases 1 to 1152 code for a protein of 383 amino acids. Gene Ontology annotation, cellular component: cytosol. Gene Ontology annotation, biological process: spermidine biosynthetic process; spermine biosynthetic process.
AUGGUUGCACCAGCUUUAAUUUAUUCUAAUCAUGAACUUUCUACGGCAAUUGAUUCAACUCAUGCUUUUGAAGGCCCAGAAAAAUUACUUGAAAUUUGGUUUUACCCAUCCAAAGAAUUAUCACCCAUCAAUUUAAGAAAUAUUAAAUUUGAUACUUGGAUCAAGAUUUUGAAUUUAGUUCAUUGUGAAGUACUUUCUAAAGUAUCGUCAACUUUAUGUGAUGCAUUUUUAUUAAGUGAAUCAUCUUUAUUUGUAUUCCCUCAUAAAAUCAUUUUGAAAACUUGUGGUACUACUACUACUUUAGCUUGUUUAGAUUUAUUAUUUGAAACUGUUACAAAAGAAUUACAGAAAAUUUAUUCUGGAGAUGAGGUUGUGGUAUUUUCAAGUAAAGAAAUUUAUCAAAUUUUUUAUUCUCGUCGUUCAUUCAUGUUCCCAGAUCGACAAAUCCAUGUUCAUGGUAAUUGGCAAGAAGAAGUCAAAUUAUUGAAUCAAUAUUUCAAUAAUGGGAAAAGUUAUAUUGUUGGUAAUAAUACCAAUUGGCAUCUUUACGUUGGAGGAAGUGGUAAGAAUGGGAAGCCCAAUGGAGUUGCCCCUGGUGAUGCAAUUCCAGCUGUUAAUGAUUGUACUUUGGAAAUCAUUAUGACUCAAUUAUCAUUAGAGGCUAGUCAACAAUUCUAUACUACUAGAAAACCUGGUGAUACUGCCAUUGAUGAAAAUCAUGAUUUAGGUCAUGAUUUAGGUCAACAAGUACUCAAACAAACUGGAUUAAAUGAAUUAUUUAAACUCAAAGAGCAAUCACCAAUUACCUCAAAUUCAUCUCCAAUUAAAGAAAUUCAUGAUGGAUUUGCUUUUACUCCAUGUGGAUUUUCUAGUAAUUCAAUUAAUGAAUCAGAUUAUUAUACUAUUCAUGUUACUCCUGAACCAGGAUGGAGUUAUGCAUCAUUUGAAACUAAUAUGAUUGGUGCUGAUUAUAAAGCAAUUGUUGAUAAAUGUAUUAAUGUUUUCCAACCAGGUCAAUUUAUGGUGACUUUCUUAACUAAUACUGAUAUGCAACGAUUUGAAUGUUGUUUAGAUAAUUAUAAAGUUAAUCAUCGUGAAGAAUUAGAUGUUGAAGAUUACAAGUUGUAUUUUGUUGAAUUUAUUCGUCAAUAA